This is a messenger RNA of Gadus macrocephalus (Pacific cod), 1825 nucleotides long. RefSeq names its product paired box 1a (gene pax1a). The transcript has 5 exons. Bases 139 to 1251 code for a protein of 370 amino acids. Gene Ontology annotation, biological process: anatomical structure development; regulation of transcription by RNA polymerase II. The record is from RefSeq and is a predicted model, not a curated record. Lineage: Eukaryota; Metazoa; Chordata; Actinopteri; Gadiformes; Gadidae. Gene Ontology annotation, molecular function: RNA polymerase II cis-regulatory region sequence-specific DNA binding; DNA-binding transcription factor activity, RNA polymerase II-specific.
GCCUACGGGGGGAGAGUUGAAGAGAUCCCUUUUCCUUCUUUUUUCUGCUCAUUCCAUCCUUCUCCGCUCUGAGCGGAGAACCAACCGCGUUCAGCCAUUGAGGGGCAACUAUUUCAGAGCAUCUCGACACAUAGGCAAAUGGAGCAAACCUAUGGAGAGGUGAACCAGUUGGGCGGCGUGUUCGUGAACGGACGACCCCUGCCCAAUGCAAUCCGCUUGAGAAUAGUGGAGCUCGCUCAACUUGGAAUCAGACCGUGUGAUAUCAGCAGGCAACUGCGCGUCUCGCACGGCUGUGUGAGUAAGAUACUGGCGCGCUAUAAUGAAACCGGCUCCAUUUUACCCGGUGCCAUCGGUGGAAGCAAACCACGGGUGACUACGCCAAACGUGGUGAAAAACAUAAGGGAAUACAAGCAAGGCGACCCGGGGAUCUUUGCAUGGGAAAUCCGUGACCGGCUUCUCGCGGAUGGAGUUUGCGACAAGUACAACGUGCCGUCCGUCAGCUCGAUCAGCCGGAUUUUACGCAACAAGAUUGGAAACCUUUCCCAGCCGACCCAAUACGAAGGCGGCAAGCAGGGCUCCUCGCAUGGCGGCCUCUCAUACAACCACAUAUACCCUUAUUCAUACCCCAACACCAUGUCGCCAACGGGAACCAAGAUGGGCAGCCCACCCGGGGUACCGAUGACCGCGGGGCACGUCAGCCUGUCCCGGGCCUGGCCCUCGGCGCACACCGUCAGCAACAUUCUCGGUAUACGGGCUUUUAUGGAUCACACAGCGAUGGCUGGAGCGGAGGGAUAUCCUCCAAAAAUGGAGGACUGGGGAAGUGUCAACCGAGCCUCUUUUCCCGCGGCUCACUCAGUCAACGGAAUUGACAAAUCGGCCAUUGAUGCAGACAUCAAAUAUGCACAGCCAUCCUCCACAUUGUCCAGUUAUGUUCCAGCAUGCGCGUACUCUACAUCGAACCAAUAUGGCGUUUACAGUCCUGCUGGGAGCUACGUCACCCCUGGCCAUCACUGGCAGACGCAGUCCCACCCAGGCAGCGCCAUGAGCAUGCACGCUGGAGACAUCCAUUCUACGAUGGCGUUCAAGCAUCAGUCGAGAGACGGAGACAGAAAACCCUCCAGCCCAAUCAGCAAGCAGCAGCAGCAGCAGCAGCAGCAGCAGCAGCAGCAGCAGCAGCAGCAGCAGCAGCAGCAGCAGCACGACUCGCUGAACAGUGUACACGGACUCAGCCUGGCUACCUCAUCAUCAUAACGCCAGAGGGCCCCAGGCCUGACCCGGACUGAUAUAGGCCUACUCAAGGGCCACAGAAACAUAUAGGCCUCAUUUACAUAGACCUAACUGCAAGAAUUCCAACAGUAAGUGUUUUGAAUUUGUUUUGUUUUGGGCCUAUUGUGGACUCAGGUUUCACAUCCAUGCAUUCGCGUGCCAGAGUACAAUAGCUGUGCGGUCUAUAGCCAUGCGAAUGUAUCAUCAUUGAGGCAUUGAUAUUUCUUUUAUACAUAUUCAACAUGAUUUUUUUUUAAUUGUUUUACAAUCAAAUACCCUCAUGUUGUGCCUGGUGAUUUCUGUUUUAAACUGUGGGAUCAAAUGGGUAAACUAUCGGCCUGUCUGUCUUGUAUCUUUAAUUAUCAAGGCUUGAAAUACGGGGUCCUUACUGUUGUACACCAAUGAGUUGAUGUUCUUAAUUGGUUAUUGAUUAUCUGUCAAUUCAGCGAUGUGAACAAAUACACAAUGUAGAUUUAAAAUAUUUUGCCAAAGCUUUAAUUAUAUAUUUUUAUAAUUACACUGUAAGUACACAAAAAAUAAAGCCUUUUCUUACUCCAAA